ACUAGAUCGGCACACCAAUUUUUGUCAAAUCGAUCAUGGCGCACACAAAGAAAGGGCCGUCACGUCGCAUGCAAAAGCAGGGACCUCCACAAUCACUGGAUGAGAUUCUCGGCGCAAAAAAGCGAAAAUCCGCAGCUCCUACCAAUGGUGCGAUCAAAAAGCAAAAGACCGCCGAUAAGGAUGCUCCCAAGAAGAAGACUGCAGCGCAAAGCAAUGGCGCCAAAAAGGUGCGCGGCGAGCACGAGCAGGCACCUGUCGUCAAACCCAAAGCCACAAAGGUAUUGAAAAAGACAGCGAAGCCGGCAGCGCUGGAUGUCUUAGCAGACAGCGACGAAGAAGAUCUGGAGCUUGACGAUGACGAGAUCAAUCUCGAAGAGGAUGGCCUGAACGGACUCGAUAUGGACAGCGAUGCGGACGACUUUGACUUAGCUCCUUCCGGGUCCGACGACGAGAUCUUGGAUGAUUCAGAUGCGGAGGUGCGGAGAGAGAAGAUGUGGUCGGAGGAUGAAGAUUCGGAUGCUGAGGAAAGGUUGACGGCAGCCAAUAUCGAGGGGUUGUCACGGAAGUUGAAUGAGCAGCGUGCACGGGAAGCGGCGGAGGCGGAAGCAGAGUUAGCGGAAGACGCUUUGCAGACCAACAUUGCUGCGGAGCUCCCAGAUGACGAGGACGAGACGAACGGUGGUCUACUGGCGCCGGACUUACAACUUCUCCGAUCAAGAAUCACGGAAACAGUGCGAGUGUUGAGCAGCUUCAAGGAUCUUGCCGAUCCUGCAAAGAGCCGAGCAGAUUAUACACAGAGUCUGCUGAAAGACGUCUGCGCAUACUAUGGAUACUCGCCAUUCUUGGCCGAGAAGCUCUACUCUCUCUUUCCGCCUCAGGAAGCGCUGGCAUUUUUCGAUGCCAACGAGACACCCAGGCCUAUGGUCAUUCGCACAAACACCCUACGAACCCAUCGAAGAGAUCUCGCGCACGCUCUCAUCAACCGCGGUGUGACCCUGGAGCCGGUUGGAAAAUGGUCAAAAGUCGGGUUGCAAAUUUUCGAAUCACAAGUUCCGCUCGGUGCAACGCCCGAGUACCUCGCUGGCCACUAUAUUCUUCAAGCCGCCUCAUCUUUCCUCCCUGUCAUGGCACUGGCACCUCAAGAGCACGAACGCGUCCUCGACAUGGCCGCUGCGCCCGGUGGUAAGAGCACCCACAUGGCUGCACUGAUGCGCAACACAGGCUGCAUCUUCUCCAACGAUGCUAGCAAGGAGCGUUCAAAAGGUCUCAUUGGUAACAUCCAUCGUCUUGGUGUCAAGAACACUAUUGUCUGCAACUACUCAGCUCUCGAAUUCCCCAAAGUCAUGGGCGGCUUCGACCGAGUCCUCCUUGAUGCGCCGUGUUCCGGCACCGGUGUCAUUGCGAAAGACGCGAGUGUCAAGACCAACAAGACCGAGGCCGAUUUCCUCCGGUUGCCUCACCUGCAGAAACAGUUGCUCCUCGCCGCCAUCGAUUCUGUCGACCACACCAGCAAGACUGGGGGCUAUAUCGUCUACAGUACCUGUUCCGUGACCGUCGAGGAGAACGAACAAGUCGUCCAAUACGCGCUCAACAAGCGGCCCAACGUCAAACUCGUCUCGACCGGCCUCAUCUUUGGCAAAGAGGGGUUCACCAAAUACCAAAGCAAGCGCUUCCACCCGAGCCUGAAGCUGACGAGGAGAUAUUACCCGCACAUGUUCAACGUCGAUGGCUUUUAUGUCGCCAAGUUCAAGAAAACGGAUGUGACGCCCGCCGCACUCGUCGGAAACCCCGGUGCCCGUGUCGGUGACCAGGCGAAUGGCGCGGCUGAGGACGAGGAUGAGGAUGCCACCAUCACCAGCGAGGGUGGGGACCAGGAUGAAGAUGAUGUGGAAGCACCGGCGUUUGAGACCUUUGACGAUGACGAGGAUGAGAAGCUCAUCGAGCGCAGCUUGAGGAGAAACUUGCGGAGGAAGGGUAUCGAUCCCAAGGCUACGAAGUCGGCGGCUGUAAAGAGUUAUUCCAAGUCGAAAUAGAGGGAUGAUUUCAGAUGUACGUAAUUGGAAAAAAUGUGUCAUAUGAGCGAUGUCAUCUCACGGAGUAUCUUCUGUAUGCAAUCGCCACAGUCAAGUGACCAUGAGAGAAUCGACUAAUACUGUUACACUGCUAAGAGGUAUAAAGGAUCCAUGAUUUACUGGUAUA
Molecule: messenger RNA, 2199 nt
Organism: Dissoconium aciculare CBS 342.82
Lineage: Eukaryota; Fungi; Ascomycota; Dothideomycetes; Mycosphaerellales; Dissoconiaceae
Product: NOL1/NOP2/sun family putative RNA met
Exons: 1
Coding region: 36-2033 (665 amino acids)
Biological process (GO): maturation of LSU-rRNA; rRNA base methylation
Cellular component (GO): nucleolus
Molecular function (GO): RNA binding; rRNA (cytosine-C5-)-methyltransferase activity
Source: RefSeq, a predicted model, not a curated record